AUGGCAGGCGGGUCGCUCUUUGAGGUUGGCGAUGACGUCGAGUUCUGGCGCGUAUUGGUCAACUUGAGCAUCUUGGCUUGCUGUCUCGUGCUCUUGGAAGGAGCAGUACAUCGUCUCGAGCACAAGUUCCCACCUUCGGAAAAGUACCAGCACAUGCUCAAGAAAACGUACCGAGAACUCAUGGUGCUUGGUCUGAUCAGUUUUGGGCUCAAGAUGCUGAAGGAAGUGCCAAGUUUUGACGGCUACAGCAAGACCAUCCUGGCUUUUCAAGUAGCAGACUUGACCAUCUUUCUCCUGGCACUUUCGCUCGUCUUGCAGUCCAUGGCCGUGUUCCUGCUUCUCCACAGCCAAAACAACCGAGCCGAACGCGCGGAGCUCAUGACGACACAAGACCUUGUGGAUUCCAUCAAGGACCCGAAAGAUGCUCGUCCGUCCUUCUUGGGCACAUUGUGCUGUAGUCUUACCGCCAAGCAGAGAGCGAAUACGAGAGAACUGAUCCAGCUUCGUCUCCUGCGACGGUUGUUCCUUCGUCGCUUUGGCCUGCCACAGCUUUUCCCGUUCUCGAAAUACCUCAACCGAGCUCAAGCGAACCAAAUCGCGCACAUGAUUGAAGUGGACGCGUCCAUGUGGAUCGUGCUGCUCAUUGUCGCCUGGUCGAUCUGUGGCCUACUUGCACUCAUUCAGCAUUACAACAGUGGCGUCUCCGAGAGCCACGAUUUAGUCGAGGCUUUCAUGAUCUUUGCCUGGCUGCUCCUGCUGCUGCAACUCAUUGUGUUUCUGCACCUCCGCUCCUGCGUGCACCAGCUUCUUCAAGCUGCAGCAUUUAGCACUGACAAAGACACUCUUGCUACAAACCUGAGCACCAUUGCCAAGGAAGAGGCCGAGACUUGGCGAAAUGAAGAGGCGGACACAGCAUUGGAGACCAUGGGAAGUAUCCAAGAGCACCACGAAGAGCUCGAGUCGCAACGUCGUCGUCCUCGCAGCAAAGGCGAAGCCUCUAGCAGUCAGAGGAGAGUGAGUUUGAGCGGCGCCAUGCCGGAGUCACCGGCCCUGAACAUCCGCUACUUUUCGCCCAAAGCCUGGCACGUUGGGGUCAUGCUCUUGCUCGUACUCAACGGGUUCCUCAUCACGCUCUUCAUCCAAUGUGCUUUGUACGACAUGAACGACAUUUACGAUGACUUUGGGGUGUUCGCGACGAUAAUGGUCCCGCUGCCAUUGCUCAUCAACACCUUUGUCCUGCAGCGACACAUUUUCUACGACUACGUGGUCGUGAGUAACAUCCUCUGCGUGGAUUCCCACACGCUGAGCGACGUGGUGGAAAACUUUCGCGAAGUGGUGCGCUUACGGUCCGAGUUUGCCUCGUCGUUGCUCUACCACAUUACGCAGCAAGAGAUCAGCAUUGUGGACCUCGAGACGGAGCUCCAAGCACGGGAUCGAGCAGGUACGGGGUUCAUUGAAGUCGACGAGCUCCGCGACGUGCUGUUUAAGUUCGGCUACUGCCUCACCCGCUUCCGCUUCAAUAGCGUGGCGAAACUGCUGUUUGACCUCAAGGGCACGACGGUCCCCUACACGCACGUCUUGCGUCUCGUUCUCAUGGCUCAGAACGACACGAGCAUUGAAUCCGCAACUACUGAACAACAGCAGCAGCAGCAGCAGGUGCCGCGCACGCACCCAAUGUUACGCCCGAGUGUGCUGCUCUACGAUGACUUUGGACAGUCCACGAGUGUGCGGUCCGAGGCGAACUACGACAUGUUCAACUCGACUCGGCACCUGCCUCGGAUGAACCACAACCCAUCCGGUAGGGGCAGCUCCGUGAUUAGCAGUGGCAUGGGAAGCUUGAUCAAGCCCCAAACGGGGUGUCCCAAAGAGCGCAAUGGCGUGAACCGACUGGGGAAAGUCCCCGUGGCCGUGGCGGCUCCCCGCUCGAGCACUGGCGGGAGCGCCCGCGCCCUUCACGACAUGUUCAAUCUGGAGCAGUUCUCGUCCUCGCACGAUCAAUUGCGCGGGAUGCAGCUCUGA
Molecule: messenger RNA, 2019 nt
Organism: Peronospora matthiolae
Lineage: Eukaryota; Oomycota; Peronosporomycetes; Peronosporales; Peronosporaceae
Source: the annotation of a GenBank genome assembly